This is a messenger RNA of Centruroides sculpturatus (bark scorpion), 876 nucleotides long. Its product is annotated as TBCC domain-containing protein 1-like. Gene Ontology annotation, cellular component: spindle pole centrosome. Gene Ontology annotation, biological process: maintenance of centrosome location; maintenance of Golgi location. The transcript is spliced from 10 exons. Bases 116 to 823 code for a protein of 235 amino acids. NCBI's taxonomy places the organism in Eukaryota, Metazoa, Arthropoda, Arachnida, Scorpiones, Buthidae. The record is from RefSeq and is a predicted model, not a curated record.
CGUUCGUAUCAGGUUGGCAACUUUGCAAAAAACUGGCGGCAAGUUUGGAAGGAAAUUGACGAAUUUGACAUUAGCACGUGUCGAGAACACGUUUUCACUUAAAUAAUCGAAUAAAAUGUCUGUUGACAUUUCUUCUGUUAAUCUAUGGGUCAGACCGGAAUCGUUUAACCUCGGGACGAUUCCUUUACCUUCACCCGAUUUAUUUAAUUUUAAGUACUUAAAGAGAAUCGUUUCGUAUGCAAAGACGAAAUCCGGUUCCAAGAACAAUAUUUUGAGCUAUUCCGUAUGGGAACAUAUUGCCUGUAAUAAGUUUCGUCUUCAUAAAGAAGUGGCUUGGCUAUAUUUUGAAAAUUAUUUUUUGGUUCAUCUAAGAAAAGUUGACGAACGUAUCGAAUGGGAUCGACAGUUUUCGGAUGCGACGGAAAAGGAUGUCGAGGAAAUAAAAUCUAAAGUGGAAGUAUGUUCUCUUCGUUUUGUCUUGAUGUUGUAUCUUCAAAACAUACAUAAAACCAGUUUAUGUUCUAAUAUUGUUAUGCAGGAAGAAUGGCCGUCGCAAUUCAAACAAUCUCGCCACAAGAGACAGGAUCACAUGGAACAAAAGCAAUUAAUGUUUGUUCGAACAAAUUUGGAAGAAAUAAUAGGAUUAUUGACGGAUGAAGAUAAGUUCACCGACGAAAUAUCAGAAUGUGUGAUAGAAGCAUUAAGUUUCUUAAUCGAAGGCUCAUCAGAUAAAAAUCGAACUGUAGCGACAUUACACGAUAUAGUACGGAUGGAAGAAAACAAAAAAGAAACGAGCUUUAAAAUGGUAAGUAUUUCCAUUUAAUUAUUUACUACUAGAAAACAUUUCUGUUUUAAAAUCAAACUUAAAUAAAUUUU